Cajanus cajan (pigeon pea) is the source of this 621-nucleotide messenger RNA. The record is from RefSeq and is a predicted model, not a curated record. NCBI's taxonomy places the organism in Eukaryota, Viridiplantae, Streptophyta, Magnoliopsida, Fabales, Fabaceae.
AUGAUAACGGCCAACGCUAGGACGGUGGAGGAGGAUGUUAUGAUGGAAGUCCCUAGGGAUUUUCAACCUUUCUCGGAAGCCAUAGAGGCCGAGACCAUCCCGAGGGAUCAUCGGGUUCCCCAGGUCGAGCCUUUCGAUGGAACUCAGGAUCCCAGUCAUCACUUCACGAAUUUUCGUGCUCAAAUGCUGAUUUGUGGAGGGAGUAUGGAAGUCCGCUACAAGAUGUUCAUGGGCACACUCAAAAAGGCAGCACUUGACUGGUUUAGUGGUCUCCCUGACCGAUCAAUCACCGACUUCAAUGUCUUUAGUCGACUCUUCAUGGAACAGUUCGCCGCUAACAAGAAGAAACCACCGAUCACGUUGGACUUGUUCGACCUCAAGCAGCAAUGCGAGGAGUCGCUGAAGGACUUUCUGCAAAGGUUCAACGAGGUCGCAUUGAGGAUAGCGUCAUUGUAUGAAAGGAUGACAGUCAUCGCAUUCCAAAAGGGUCUAAGGUCUGGAGCUUUCGACAUCGCGCUGGAGAGAGCGAAUUGUCAAACGAUGUCGGAGGUGAGAGUUUUCUCCCUGAGUCACAUCAAGACGGAGGAAGGACAAAUUAACAAAAGGGCAGUGGAAAACUAA